GGAGAGAAAGAGAGGGGAGAGGGGGGAUGAGGAGGAGGGAGUGGGAGGUGGGCACGCUGAAGGUGAAGGUGCAGCAGCAGGCACGCCUCCUGGAUCUGGCGGAGGAGGGGGGAUGGAGAAGAAUGAAUGAAUGAAUGGAUGGAGGGAGGGAGGAUGGAAGGCAAGUCAAUUGCAGCAGUAGCAGUAGUAGCAGUAGCAGCAGCAGCAACAGUAGCUCUGGGUUGCGGACCACCGCCUCGAAUAAGGCUAGUGCACACUCACAGCACCAAGACUUGUCGCAGAUGCGGGAAUUUGGGGGGAACAAUCCAAUCAAUGCUCAGAUCUCUUCUCAAAAAUCCUGGAAAUCGAACUGUAGGCAAGUAUAAAAUAAGUCAUAUGCGACUGGCACGAUCUCGCCGUCUGGGGAUGCUCGCAGGCACACAGGCUGACAGACAGACAGACAGGCAGGCAAAAGGCAGGCAAGGUCGGGAUGUGGGAAUGCAGCCAGGAGAUCACGUGGCAAUACCAGGAUGCAAGCUCCUCGACUUCUCGCUGAGUCUCUCCGUUCCCUCUUCUCACUAGAUUACUAAGAAAUCUAAUAAAUUAAAUCAGAUGGGUAAAGGAAGAAAUUGACCGGGUACUGGAGAUGGAACGGGCCCUUCCCUUAGGGUACAACAACAGGAAUGUUGCACUGGGGCUGACGGAUACGGAUGGGGGGGAGGCGGAUGAAGUUUAAUAAUAAUAACCAUAAAGGAAA
Aspergillus saccharolyticus JOP 1030-1 is the source of this 736-nucleotide messenger RNA. RefSeq lists its product as uncharacterized. NCBI's taxonomy places the organism in Eukaryota, Fungi, Ascomycota, Eurotiomycetes, Eurotiales, Aspergillaceae. Bases 127 to 561 code for a protein of 144 amino acids. The transcript has a single exon. The record is from RefSeq and is a predicted model, not a curated record.